UAAUAUAUAUGUUUGUGUGCAUAUAUAUAUAUAUAUAUAUAUAUCUCCUCCCAACUAUAAAAUCAACAUGUUUUAGGGGUAGGGGAGUGGAAGUAAUGAAAAGUAGGAUAUAAGAAUGAAGAAAUCUCUCAGGUGUUCAUGUUCCUGGCUACUAUUAAAUAUUUUGGCCUAUUUGUUUUAUUUUUCUAGAGUUACAACUUCUUUAAGAUUUUAUAUGUUUAUUAAUGAAUUCUCAAGUGAUCAGCAAAACAUUGCUUUUCAUUCUAAAUUUUAAUUGAAAAUUUAUAAACUUGUAUAGAAAUAAAGAAUAGAUACUGAACCUCAUAAACCCAUCCUUUGGGUUCAGUAAUUGUCAGCAGUUUGCUGUACUUCUUUGUGUCUUUCUAUCUUUAUGUUUCUUUAUCAUGUAGUAUUGUAAACGAAAUUUCAAGGAAUAAAUCUUUUCGCCCCUAAAUUCUGUAUUAUUCAUAAGGACAUUUAGGACAAGGAUUUUCGAUCUUUUUUAACCUGAAAACAUCCACAGGAGAACCUGAGACUCAUCUUCAUUUUAUCUUUGUCUAAAAAUGCUUAGGACAAAUGGUCCAUCACUUUUGGCAAGGAAAUUUAAAGAUAGAACACUUAGGUGACUUUCUUUGCUAAGACUUGAGCUUGGAAGGACCAUUUGACCUCCACACUAUAAAAGCUCCAUAAAAGGCAAGUGAAUGAGUCAGAACCCUUCAUACCUGAGAAGUAAGGUAAUCUGUUAUAAACAUUACUUGAAGUGGGACCUUUUCUUUGGUUGAGCUUUUAUUUAGCUUCUAUUUUGAGGGUAAAUUUCAGAAAUUAAAACAGCAUUGUUACAUAUUUGUAUUCACAUGUAAAUGUGAAUACAUGUAUGUACGCACACAAACACAAGUAUAGGUCAGAAUAUAACCACUAGCCUAUGCAUUAUAUUUGGCAUAAGGCCAUUUGAAGAUGUAGUAAUGGCAGUCUGCCAUUAAUAGUGUUCAUUUUAUACUGUUUUUUCUUGGUGACAGGGAAUUCAUGUUAUUAAACUUCAUUGUAAAAUUUAUAUGAACAAAAUAAGUUUUUCAUACUCAGUUGCCUGAAGGCAGAUGCUCUCUCAAGUCGCAAGUAUGACCCCACUUAUCUGACUAAAAAUAUUUGUAGUUGAAGUUCUGUCAUCUUCAUUGUAUGAGAUCUGAAACUGUGCUAGGGCUUUAAUAGGUUUCUGUGAUAAGUUUGUGGAAUAUUCCUCUAUUUAAAAUCUUAAUUUUGUUGUUUCAUAUGUGCCAUCUUCUGUAGGGAGAACUGGUAAAGCAAAUCAGACUUCUUAAUAUCACAGCAAUGCUUGUUUCACGCCUAAUUUGUAAAAUAGUAAACAUCAGUAAAAUACAGAUUCAUUUAGGUUCUGUUUAUCUUUCCACAGUUGCUUAGUCAUCUAUCUGGAAAAGUCACAGGCUUAGGCCAGCUGUGCAGCUAGAUUCUGGGGUAGUACAGGAAUUGACGCUGCCAAGUACACAAAAGAUAACUGCACCUUACAGAGCUUUCCUUGCAACAGACUAGCACUUAAUAUAUGUUAUUUAGGCAGCACUGUAUAAAUGACCUUUAUUGGACAGACCAAACUAAAUUUUAUUUUUUGGCAAAAAUUUUACUAGUUGAUGUCACUCUGAUUGAGCCAGUUUUAUAAUUUUUCAUGUAUAAAAAAGAUGAAAUUUACAUUUAAUGUUAAAAUAUUUUGAAGUAAGCAGACUCUUGCUAACUCAGUGUGAGCAGGUAACAUAAUGCUGCUAAAAAGUUUAUAAAAGCCAUACUGAUAAAGAAUGGAGGCUUGAUUGAUGCUUUUAGUUAUAAGAAAUAUCUUGUGAAGUAAGCAAGGUGAUAAAACUUGUGGACAGUCAGCUUUUCCCAUUGAAUAACUUGUUUACAAUUUCAGGCAAUAUGUAGUUUGUAUAUGGUAUACAAAUCAUUAUUGUUUUUGUCUUUUUUAAAACCUAUUUUUUUGAGACAACAAGGAUGAACUUUGAAGGCAUUGCAUGGAGUGAGAUAAACCAGACAAAGACACUUAUUCAAGCGAAGAAAUGUUGCUACAGCAGAAGAAGAAACAGAAGAAGAAGUUAUGUCUGAUGGAGGCUUCCAUGAGGCUCAGAUUAAUAACAUGGAGAUGGCACCAGGUGGUGUUAUUACUUCAGACAUGAUUGAAAUGAUAUUUUCCAAUAGUCCAGAGCAACAGCUUUCAGCAACACAGAAAUUCAGAAAAUUGCUUUCAAAAGAACCUAAUCCUCCUAUUGAUGAAGUCAUCAGCACACCAGGAGUAGUGGCCAGGUUUGUGGAGUUCCUCAAACGAAAAGAGAAUUGUACACUGCAGUUUGAAUCAGCUUGGGUACUGACAAAUAUUGCUUCAGGAAAUUCUCUUCAGACCCGGAUUGUGAUUCAGGCAGGAGCUGUGCCUAUCUUCAUAGAGUUGCUCAGCUCAGAGUUUGAAGAUGUCCAGGAGCAGGCAGUCUGGGCUCUUGGCAACAUUGCUGGAGAUAGUACCAUGUGCAGGGACUAUGUCUUAGACUGCAAUAUUCUUCCCCCUCUUCUGCAGUUAUUUUCAAAGCAAAACCGCCUGACCAUGACCCGGAAUGCAGUAUGGGCUUUAUCUAAUCUCUGUAGAGGGAAAAGUCCACCUCCAGAAUUUGCAAAGGUAUCCCCCUGUCUGAAUGUGCUUUCCUGGUUGCUGUUUGUCAGUGACACUGACGUACUGGCUGAUGCCUGCUGGGCCCUCUCAUAUCUAUCAGAUGGACCCAAUGAUAAAAUUCAAGCAGUCAUUGAUGCAGGAGUAUGUAGGAGACUCGUAGAGUUGCUAAUGCAUAAUGAUUAUAAAGUGGUUUCUCCUGCUUUGCGAGCUGUGGGAAACAUUGUCACAGGCGAUGAUAUUCAGACACAGGUAAUUUUGAAUUGCUCAGCUCUGCAGAGUUUAUUGCAUUUGCUGAGUAGCCCAAAGGAGUCUAUCAAAAAGGAAGCAUGUUGGACAAUAUCUAACAUCACAGCUGGAAAUAGGGCACAGAUCCAGACUGUGAUAGAUGCCAACAUUUUCCCAGCCCUCAUUAGUAUAUUACAAACUGCUGAGUUUCGGACAAGGAAAGAAGCAGCUUGGGCCAUCACAAAUGCAACUUCUGGAGGAUCAGCUGAACAGAUCAAGUACCUCGUAGAAUUGGGCUGUAUCAAGCCACUCUGUGAUCUCCUCACAGUCAUGGACUCUAAGAUUGUACAGGUUGCCCUAAAUGGCUUGGAAAAUAUCCUAAGGCUUGGAGAACAAGAAGCCAAAAGGAAUGGCACUGGCAUUAAUCCUUACUGUGCUUUGAUUGAAGAAGCUUAUGGUCUGGAUAAGAUUGAAUUCUUACAGAGUCAUGAAAACCAAGAGAUCUACCAGAAGGCCUUUGAUCUUAUUGAGCAUUACUUCGGGACCGAGGAUGAGGACAGCAGCAUUGCACCCCAGGUUGACCUUAGCCAGCAGCAGUACAUCUUCCAGCAGUGUGAGGCGCCUAUGGAAGGUUUCCAGCUUUGAAGCAAUACUCUGCUUUCAUGUCCCUGUGUCAGACCAGGCUACCCAGUCAAGUCCUCUUGUGGAGCCCACAGUCCUCAUGGAGCUAACUUCUCAAAUGUUUUCCAUAAUACUGUUUGCGCUCAUUUGCUUGCCUUGCGCACCUGCUCUCUUACACACAUCUGGAAAACCUCUGGCUCUCUGUGGUGGAAUACCCUUCUAAUAAAAGGGUAACCAGAAUGGCCCACUCUCUCAUGGAAAACCCUAGGCUUUGGAGAUCCGCACAUAUAUUAUAGAGUCAUGGGAAUAUACACAUAUUAAUGUGGCUUCCCCCCCCCCCCCCCUUUUGUGGGGAAUAAAAAAGGACUACUCAUUCCCUUUAAUGUGGGGAAAAAUACUGACAUUAAAAGAUGAGACUAAACCUUUAUCUUGAAUUUCACACAACUACUUGCAACAAGGGAGAUGUUUAGACCUGUUGUGUACUUCAGAGUACUUUUCAUGAGUUCUUCCACAGUGAACCCUUGGAUUACCUGGUGGCUUUUUCUAGCCAAAUUUGCAUUAAUUCUUACUGAGAUUGGAUGGUUUUCUUUGCUCUGUUGGCACCAUUCUCCACACAUAAUAAACCAUCCACUCCCUCACCUUCAGCCUUCAGUGAAUGUGCUUUCUAGUUGUCAGGAAUGCUGAAGAAUUAACACCUUGACUCUUAAAUGUGAUACUGGUUUGAAGACUCCCUUAGAGCAGAAAGGAGAGGGGCACAUAUUAAUUGGUAUGGCUGUUGCUUCUGUUUGGUCUUAUGUGUUUUAGGAUUUGGAAGUGGUUCAAUUCUAAUGCUGGUAUGAAGAUUUAGAAAUCCUUAGUGAUCGAAACCGUAUCCUGUAGUUCAAUAAAAAAGCUAAAAACAGAAAAAAAAAAAAAAAACCCCACAAAACCCUCUGAUUUCUCCAAACUUAACCAGUGUGACUAGAGGCUGUUUCUGCAUUAAAACAAAUGUUUCAGGCUUUGUGGUCCUGAUCAAGGUCCUCAUUAAAUUGGAGUUCCCCCUCGGUGCUUUUCUCCUCUGUGACUGGCAAAUAACACACGCUUUUCAAGGUUACUUAGGGAAUGUUUUUCUUAGCUGGGUGCAGCUGGAGUCUCAGGUACUCAUGCUGCACAUAAGUAGCAUCCUUAUCUUAAACAACCAUCUGCUGGACAUGUCCUGUGUAACUCAAAUAAGGGCAGUGAUCUUUUUCUUAUAACCUCUUUGUUCCCUAAUCAUUUCAUCUCCUACUAGUACUGCCCAGUCAAGUCCCCCUCCAUAAAAUAAAAACACUUCUACCUUCUGGCUCAUUUAA
This is a messenger RNA of Hippopotamus amphibius kiboko, 4839 nucleotides long. It is a transcript of the gene KPNA1, whose product is annotated as karyopherin subunit alpha 1. Gene Ontology annotation, cellular component: nucleus; nucleoplasm; cytoplasm. Bases 2099 to 3532 code for a protein of 477 amino acids. The transcript has 13 exons. Gene Ontology annotation, biological process: postsynapse to nucleus signaling pathway; NLS-bearing protein import into nucleus. Gene Ontology annotation, molecular function: protein binding; nuclear import signal receptor activity. NCBI's taxonomy places the organism in Eukaryota, Metazoa, Chordata, Mammalia, Artiodactyla, Hippopotamidae. The record is from RefSeq and is a predicted model, not a curated record.